AUGGCCGUUGGGGAUCUAUUGUCCGCUGUGAGCACAUGGCCGCUGUACGACACUGAGGGGAUAUUGUCGGGGAAACAUUUGAUCGAUGAUCCAGUAGCCAUAGCUGUUUGUAAAAUAAGUCUGUAUUUCAAAGGCGUGUCACAGGCUAUUUGAGUUUUCAGCCUAGCCAGUAUAGUCGUAGAGAGGUUCAUUGCCGUAGUUCAUCUACUUGAAGCUAAAUUUCUGAUGCAAAAGACUCGACCCCGAGCUGUUACAUUGGCACUAACUUGGAUCGUCCCGUUACCAUUACUGUACCAUGCCUCAGAUUCUUAA
Messenger RNA from Pocillopora meandrina, 312 nucleotides. Lineage: Eukaryota; Metazoa; Cnidaria; Anthozoa; Scleractinia; Pocilloporidae. The record is from the annotation of a GenBank genome assembly.